AUGGAUCGUCACUCCCUGGUCAUGCCCCAGCAUAGUGGCAGCACUGACUGUGUGGAAACUCUCCAGGUAUUACAUUCACCUGUCUAUUCUUUUUUUCCUUUUGUAUUUUCUCUGAAAUUAAAUCAUACUGUGAUAUGCCUUUGUGGCUCAUUGGUUUUGUUGUCAGUUCUCAUCAGCCUUUUGGUCUCCCAGCUGCAUAAUUCAAUGGUGUUACAACUUACCUACUUCAAGAAUGUGGAGAUUUCUCAUUUCUUCUGUGACCCUUCUCAGCUCCUCAACCUUGCCUGUUCUGAUACAUUUACCAAUAACAUAGUCAUGUAUUUUGUUGGUGCCAUCUCUGGUUUUCUUCCUAUCUCAGGGAUCUUCUUCUCUUACUAUAAAAUAGUUUCCUCUAUUCUGAGAGUUCCAUCAUCAGGUGGGAAAUAUAAAGCUUUCUCUACCUGUGGGUCUCACCUGUCAAUUGUUUGCUUAUUUUAUGGGACAGGCCUUGGGGUGUAUCUCAGUUCAGCUGUCUCACUUUCUCCUAGGAAGGGUGCAGUGGCCUCAGUAGCAUACACUGUAGUCACCCCUAUGCUUAACCCUUUCAUAUACAGCCUUAGAAACAAGGACAUCAAGAGGGCUAUGUGGAGGCUUUUCAGAAAAAUAGUCUAG
This is a messenger RNA of Marmota flaviventris (yellow-bellied marmot), 651 nucleotides long. RefSeq names its product olfactory receptor 7E178. Gene Ontology annotation, biological process: G protein-coupled receptor signaling pathway. Lineage: Eukaryota; Metazoa; Chordata; Mammalia; Rodentia; Sciuridae. Gene Ontology annotation, cellular component: membrane. Gene Ontology annotation, molecular function: olfactory receptor activity; G protein-coupled receptor activity. The record is from RefSeq and is a predicted model, not a curated record.